Thamnophis sirtalis is the source of this 3345-nucleotide messenger RNA. NCBI's taxonomy places the organism in Eukaryota, Metazoa, Chordata, Lepidosauria, Squamata, Natricidae. The record is from RefSeq and is a predicted model, not a curated record.
AGCCCCGCCCCCGCAGCUGCUCUCUUCUUCGCUGCUCUUCCGCCUGGUCCCCCGAAUCCUUCCCAGAUCUUAAACGAUCCCUUGAAGAUCGGCACUGGAUCCCUCGGAGGAGGCUUCUAGGUCCUCGCUUCGGCCAGGUGCGGCCAGGAAAAACCUGCAGUUUUGCUCGCAAAUAGUCUCUGGUUACAAGGAACCGCAGGGGAGCCACUAUGGAAACUAUGCAAGAGGGGAAAUGCGUCAACCGAAGGAAUCAGGAGAGACUCUUUGAAUGCUCCGAGUGUGGGAAAUCCUUUGCUUACCGGUCCCUCCUUUUGAUCCACCGGAAGCUGCACACGGGGAAUGGAUCCCACCUGUGUUUCCUUUGUGGGAAAUCCUUUCCUGGAGUGUGGAGCUUUGCCAAACAUCUCCGGAGCCACCCUGGACUGAAGCCUUACAAAUGCGGAGAGUGCGGAGAGCGUUUUGCUAAUGGCUCGGACCUUGGAACCCAUCAGCGAAUCCACCAGGGAAAGAGAUCUCAGGAGUCCUGGAAGCACUGGGGAAGAUUUCCUGAGAGACGGCAUCAAUGUAUGCAAUGUGGGCUGUGCUUUUCCCAAACCUCCCAGCUGCUUAAACAUCAGCAAAUCCACACGGCAGGGAAACCUUAUCAAUGUCUGAAGUGUGGGAAAUCUUUCCGUUAUAAACAAUUGUUUAGAAGACAUGAGAAAAUUCACACAGUGCAGAGUCCUUAUAAAUGCCUAGAAUGUGGGAAGUGUUUCACUCAGAACUCAUCUCUUUGCCAACAUAAUAAAGUACAUACAAAGGACGAAAGCAAAACGUGCCUAGAAUGUGGGAAAUCAUUUUCCAGCAAAUCAUGUCUGCUGAAACAUCAGAGAAUUCACACUGGGGAGAAAUCCCACAAAUGCCAAGAAUGUGGGAGAUGUUUUGGCAGAAAGUCAAACCUAAUUCGACAUCAGAGACUUCACACUGGGGAUAGACCCUAUAAAUGCCCAAAGUGUGAGAAAAGAUUUGUGGAGUCUGCUGAACUUCGGAGACACCAAAGAACACACUGGGGGAAAAAACUAUAUAAAUGUAAAUCACACCUAAUUCGACAUCAGAGAAUUCACACUGGGGAAAUACCCCAUCAGUGCCCAAAAUGUGGGAGAUGUUUUGGCUAUAAAUCAUGCCUAAUCAGACAUCAGAGACUUCACACAGGAGAAAGACCCCAUCAGUGCCCAGAAUGUGGGAGAUGUUUUGGCAGAAAGUCUCACCUAAUUCGACAUCACAAACUUCACACUGAAGAAAAACCCUAUCAAUGCCCAGAAUGUGAGAAAAGAUUUGUCAAUUCUUCUCGCCUUCAGAGACACCAAAAGACGCACAGGAGAGAAAAGCUAUAUAAAUGUAAGGAUUGUGAUAAAUGUUUUUUAAAAAUGUCAUAUCUUUCUCAACAUCAGAGUAUCCAUACAGGGGUGAAGCCCUAUAUGUGCAUUGAGUGUGGAACAUUUUUUCGUACAAUACAAAUCCUUAGAAAUCAUGCGAAUGUUCACAGAGGAGAAAAAUUAUUCAAAUGUUUAGAAUGUGGGAAAGCAUUUGGUCGUUCAUCAUCUCUUAGAAUUCACUGCCAAACCCACACGGGUGAGAAAUGCCACAAAUGCUCAGUGUGUGAGAAAUCUUUUACCCGUAAAGAUACACUUUGGAUGCAUCAGAGAAGCCACUUAGAGAAGCAAUAUAAAUGUCCAGAGUGUGAGAAAUCUUUUCGUUGCAAAUAUUAUCUUAGAAAACAUGAGAGGAUUCACAAAGGAGAGAAGCCUUCCAAGCCUGUGCAAAAAAAUGAAAAGUGCUCAGAAUGUGGGAGAUGUUUUAACACAAAGUCACAGCUAAAUCAACAUCAGAGAGUUCACACUGGAGAAAAACCCCAUCAAUGCCCAGAAUGUGGGAGAUGUUUUGCCAGCAAAUCAUGCUUGCGGAAACAUCAGAGAAUUCACACCGGAGAAAGACCCCAUCAAUGCCCAGACUGUGGAAGAUGUUUUGUUCAGAAGGGACACCUAAUUCGACAUCAGAAACUUCACACUGGAGACAGACCCUAUCAAUGCUCAGAAUGUGAGAAAGGUUUUGUGGAUUCUGCUGGACUUCAGAGACAUCAGAAGAAGCACACAGGAGAGAGGCCCUAUAAAUGUGGGGAAUGUGGCAAAGGUUUUCUUAGAGCAACACAGCUUCAGGUUCAUCAGAGAACCCACACGGGGGAGAAGCCAUACCCGUGUAUGGAGUGUGGGAAAGGUUUUUCCCGAAAAGAACACCUUGGAAGGCAUCAAAAGGUCCAUUCACGAGUGAAGCCAUAGAGAUGCAAUGAGUGUGGUAAUGUUUUGUUCAAAAGGGAGACAUGAGAAAAAUGACAUGGAAAAAGCCGUAAUAGGCCUUGAUAGUAGAACAGUUUUUCAUAAUUGUUCAACUCUUAGAAGUCAUAUAAGAGUCCAUAAAGGCGACAAAAAUUAGGAACUCUCAGAUUGUGAGAGAGCAUUUUCUUGUCAAUUGUCUCUUAAAAACCACAUUCUAUUCCAUAUAGCAAAAGAUACAGUUUAAAUGUUUGAAGUGAGAUGUAUGUUUGCCUGGAAAAAUACUCUUUCAGCAUCAGCAAUUCUUACUGGAAGGAAACUUUUAUCAGGGCUUAGAAUGUGAAGAUUUUUAUCUGAUCAUCAGAUCUUCAGAUGCACAUGAAAAAUCCACACAGGAGGAAAACCUUAUAGCUGGGAAUCUGACUCCGGGGCUGAAAGGGCUGCGAUCUCUCCCCGAUCUGGCCAAAGGCAAGCCUCCCUACAGGAUGACAGCUCAUUCUGAGGGGAAAUGGAGUUCUCCGCCACCCACAUGGGGAUAAAGACGCGCCUGACACCACCCCAAUGCAGAGGUUAAUGGUGUAACUCCCAGCUGUACUCACAAACUUGCAAUCCAGAAAAUACCAAUAAUUUUGAAGGUUUUUGAAAUCCAACUGGAGCGCUUAAUGACAUAUCUGUCCUCAUUGAGGGACUGAGUCAAAAGCUGGGUCAGUCUAGUGACAAGGGCAUGGCUUAACAGUCUUAUCAGACUCAGUCCAAUCAAUAAGCGGAUGAUGUCAAACCAGUCUGGAUGUUACUUCCCACACUAUGGAGAAAAAUAAAAUCAUAGAAUAUGUAUCCUAGAGCACAACAGAAACCUGAGGUAAGAAGAACUUUGCUGAUAGUUUUGUCGUAAUUGUAUAGCCUUUUGGAAGAAAUCAAAAUAUUAAUGGAAACAUUAGCAGAUUUUACUGCAUUAGCUGGUUUUAAAAUCAAUAGCUAAUAGACAAAGAACUUGACCAAAAUAGGAAAAUGGAACACCAAAUAUAAUUGAUGAGGA